Messenger RNA from Volvox carteri f. nagariensis, 798 nucleotides. RefSeq lists its product as uncharacterized. The transcript has 5 exons. Bases 1 to 798 code for a protein of 265 amino acids. NCBI's taxonomy places the organism in Eukaryota, Viridiplantae, Chlorophyta, Chlorophyceae, Chlamydomonadales, Volvocaceae. The record is from RefSeq and is a predicted model, not a curated record.
AUGCAGGUUGAGAAACUGGCCAAGCAUAUGGGCCUCAAAGCACCACCAGAAGAUAAAUGGCUCCGAUCGCCCAUAGGCGCUUUACAGGGUUGCACGCUUGAUCAGGUCCUGCAACUCCGUGAGACGUUGAAGCCGUACCGACACGUGGGUGUGCUGAGCUACAACCAGUUCGCUUUGCAGACACACAGGCUUGCUGGUACGCUGCUGCUGAAUUGCAGCUCGGAUCUAUGCUGCCAUUCGUAUCGGAACCAUAGCGUGCUGCUGAGGCAUUCAGCGCAGAGGCUGUACAACACAACCGCCGUCUUCAUUAUGACACACCCCACCAUCCGGCCUCGGGUGGCCAGGAUGCUGAAGGCCGGAGGAAUCAACGCCGCAUUCCUUGACUUGUCGGACCUCAUGUCUAUCAACAUGGAAGCCGCACGGCCACUGCGCAGCCCGAUGUCUUUUUCCCUGCUUGCGAUUGUGGAGGAGGCUGUGGCGGCGGAUGCGAGGGCGUUCCUGGGCACCGCGGAGAGCAGCAUGACCGGCAUGAUCGUGCAGCUGAGCGAACACCCUCUCUACUUCGUCCCCUCUGUGCCUUGCCUGGUGCAUGAUGACUCGUGCUGGGGCCAGGAACGCAUCGCCCGAGGACUCGACCCCAGCGACUGCUACUUUUUCUCAGACAGCUCCAUGAAUCCAAAUCGCGUUACCGACUUCUACGUCCGCUGGGAAGCGGAGGAACUACUGGCGCGGUCCAGGGGAGGUGCUUCCCCGUCCCCUCCCGUCGCUGCCGUGACCGGGGUAAACUUCAGGAUAUAA